Aricia agestis (brown argus) is the source of this 801-nucleotide messenger RNA. RefSeq names its product elongation factor 1-beta' (gene eEF1beta). NCBI's taxonomy places the organism in Eukaryota, Metazoa, Arthropoda, Insecta, Lepidoptera, Lycaenidae. The coding region runs from base 79 to 753 and encodes 224 amino acids. Gene Ontology annotation, molecular function: guanyl-nucleotide exchange factor activity; translation elongation factor activity. The record is from RefSeq and is a predicted model, not a curated record. Gene Ontology annotation, biological process: translational elongation. The transcript is spliced from 3 exons. Gene Ontology annotation, cellular component: eukaryotic translation elongation factor 1 complex; cytosol.
AAAAUAGAUUUCUCUUUCAAAAAUUCCAACUUGGAGUGUGAGAUUUUUGAGGCAGGUUAACAAAAUUAACUAGAAAAUAUGGCUUUCGGAGACGUAAAAACCCCACAAGGUCUUAAGGAAUUGAACGAAUAUUUGGCUGAUAAGAGUUAUAUCAAUGGAUAUACUCCAUCUCAAGCUGAUGUACAAGUGUUCGAGGCAGUAGGAAAAGCUAUUGCCGCUAGCCUGCCUCACGCGUCUCGUUGGUACAACCAUAUCGCGUCUUACACACCGGCGGAGCGCAAGUCAUGGGCCGCGGGAGUGAGCCCCCUAAGCGCCGGAGGCAAGCCUACCACAGCUGCCCCAGCAAAGAAAGUGGAGGAGGAUGAUGAUGAUGACGUUGACCUAUUCGGCUCCGGAGACGAGGAAGAGGAUGCGGAAGCUGCGAGAGUUCGUGAAGAGCGCCUCAAAGCCUACGCAGACAAGAAGUCAAAGAAACCCACUCUUAUCGCUAAGUCCUCCAUCCUCUUAGACGUCAAACCUUGGGAUGACGAGACAGACAUGAAAGAGAUGGAGAAACAAGUCAGAACAAUCGAAAUGGACGGUCUUCUGUGGGGAGCGUCCAAACUUGUCCCAGUGGGCUACGGUAUCAACAAGUUACAGAUCAUGUGUGUCAUUGAGGACGACAAAGUAUCUGUCGACCUUCUGACUGAAAAGAUCCAAGACUUCGAAGACUUCGUCCAAUCAGUCGACAUUGCUGCAUUCAAUAAGAUCUAAGCACAUGCCAUAAUUUUUUUUUUUUUGCAAUAAAUAAAAUCAUUUUAU